AUGCACGCACAGUCUCCCACGUCUGUCCAACAGCCACACGUCGCGUCCACGAGCCCCGCCGAGUCCACCUUUGAUAGCCAGUAUGGAGAGCAGCAACGCGCCAGUCCAGCAGAUGGCGGUGGAGGUGUCAGCCUUUCUGCCGAUUUGCAAUACUUUGGCGCAUCGUCUGGAUCUGGACGACUGAGUCCUCCGCAGGCCGCCUCGACGCCUUCGCGCAAUCGCAUCACCGAAUAUGAAAACGCCUCAGCCGCCUCUCCCUCCAGGAAGAAGACCGGGGGUCCUGCCUUUGCCGUCGUCAAGAAGGCAAGAAAGCCCGGCGACAAACACUCCCCUAUUGCCGAUCUGCCCAACGAGAUCUUGACCCAUGCUCUCGCCCAUCUGUCUCCACAGGACCUGUCUGCUGUUUCGCUUGUCUCCCGGCGCUUCCACGAUCUGGUCACCACCCCUCAUGCUUGGAGGACAGCCUUCUCGCGUUUCUUCCCUGGCCCAGACUCCCUCAACCCUAGCGCAUACGAUGGCGAAGACGAUCAAGAUGAGGGCCUCCGCGUCGAACGUCGGGCAUUCACCCGUGUGACUGCUUUGGCGUCGUGGCGAAGCGAGUAUAUCUUACGCACCCGCUUGCUACGCUCCCUCGCUCGGGGCAAGCCUGUUCAGCUGCCUGCUUCUCCCGCCCAGACCCGCCUUGGCCAAACUCCCGUCGCAACCCCCUCCUACUACUACUCUUCACAGAUGUUCACAACAGUCAAUCAUUUGCAUGCUACUUUCCAUGGUGCCGCUUUGAAUAAGCGUUCCCCUCGUUUCGUUCACGGCGCCGACGAUGUGGGUACUGCUGGAAGCAGUGAUCCGAUGCUUGGAAAGGCCGACUCGUGGGGAUUGGGCGAUCCGAAUACUUUCCUCCAGUUCUCCGACCGCUUUCCUGGCGACGCCAUGUACGGUCUCUGUCCUGGAAAUGUCGUCGGUGUGCCCAACUCGAUGGAUGUCAGUCAGCCAUAUGGCAUGGUUCACGGUGAAGGCUCGCCCGGUGGCUUUGUCUACUACAGAUUCACCGAGGAAAUGCGUGGCCACUUUCUGACACCUUCAAGUGGUAUGUCUGUACCGGCAUCGGGUAUUCCACGGCUUUUGCCAGUCCAAGAAGCAAUGUGUAGCGUUUGGAUUGCAAAGACUUCGGCCAUCCCGUCUCUCACAGAUGGUCUCAUAGGACUUCUCUCUGGUUCUUCUCUUGGUGUACUCACCGCGUACAGUCUCGGACCUCUCGGAACUCGCGAUCAGCGCUUCAGUCGAGGCGAGGUCACAGCACGUUGGGCAAUAAGUCCAGGAGUACCCAUCAUUGGUAUUGCAGUUGAUGAACAGUAUUCUAUCAAACGUCAAGGAGAGUCCAAGAUAUGGGCAGUCGUGCUCAAUGCUCUGGGCGAGGUUUUCUACUUGACCAAGUUUCCUAAGCGCAAUAACGACGAUGAGCCUGGAAGACUAAAUGAUGAAGUGCGGGAACGCCUCGCCUGGUCGACGGGCCGGUCGGUAUACUGGAAUCUUGUAGAGUCCAGCAGACGUGCGGCUCGCCCAAAUCCUUACAGCAACUCUCAUGUGGACGGCAGCUACUCUCCUCGAUCGUCCUGGAACGGCAUGUACUUGAGCGAGGACCAAAUCACGGCCGAGACCCGAGAGAUUGAAGACUACAUCGACCGCAAGCCCAAGGAGUUCCAGAGAAGCUGCUUGGGAUGGGACAUGCGUAGAGUGCUGGAGGUUGACUUUGCAGGAGAUGAUGGUAAUCAGGCUGGAGAGGCUGUCUUUGUCUUUCAAAGCGGCCUCGACGAAGAAGACCCCCCCGCGUCAGCCAAGCGAUUUGUUCGGUUCAGAGUCACUGACAAGGAGAGCGUCGAGACUAAGUCGCGGCAGUCACGCACUACUGCAUCAACUCCUACGCCACCCGGAUCGACGUCUCUGUUUGGUGGUCCCAUUCCCUCGACAGGUGACUUGGACUACGGCCUGUCCAUAUCAGCGCUCGAAGCCGGUGACAGGCUCGAGCGAUCGACAGAGGAAUGGAGACUCUCGAACAUGUCUUUCGGUGGUUUGAAAUGUGUGCAAAUAACAGCCCACGCGCUGGACUGCUCUACCUUCGCAACCCUCACAUCCUCGGAGGAUCCGCUUCUGAACUUCUCAGGACCCUCCACAGUAUCUUCUCCUAGCUUGACGCCCUUAUCGAAAUCCAGCAGUCCAUCUUCUGUCGCAGAUGCCCCUGGACAGCGAGCUCGAUUCAUUGCUGUCGGUACAAUUACUGGAAGUGUCUUGGUGUGGGAUGCAAGAGCAUCUUUGCCUACCCUUCAUGAUGCUGUCAAUACAUUGGAACCCGUACGCAUCAUCCAUACAGAGUCACCUCAGAUUUCUUGUAUCGCACUGUCUUCUCUGUGUCUAGUCCACGGAGGCAACGAUGGACUGGUUCAAGCUUGGGAUGUUCUGGCCUCUAGCAUGGAUCCGAUAAAGACGUUGAACUCUCGCUUCGCAUCUAAGGCAAGACGUAGGCUGAUACAGGCUCAAGCAUCUGCACAGGGCGUUGGCAUCAAUCUGUUUGCAGCAGGAGCCAUCUGCCUCGAUCCUGAUCCGACAGUCCUGCGUGGCAUGGUGUCAAUUGGGACGCACCUGCUGUACUGGAGCUUCAGCUCUUCUGCCGCAGACCAAUACAGAUCACACAAACGCAAAUUCCGAAGAGCCGAUCGAGGUACCAACGUCGCCAACGAUCGAUUUGCCAACGCUGGUAGAGGUAACAUCCACGGCUUCAUCGCCAACGAACAGUUCGAACUGGAACGCGAGAACGCCCAGGAAGCGAGACAAGCAGAGCAUCUCGCCGGCAGAUUCGGAACAGAACUGCUAGGAGAUGACGCCAGCGAGGAGGAGAUUCUAGCUUACGCUCGCAUGUUGAGCGAGGAAGCGCUUGCAAAGGAUCAACAGAAGAAUUCCAGCAUGCCCGAGUCCGACGGCACGAGAUAUAGCACUCCGCCAAUGCUGGAAGCCGAACUGGAUCUAGAGAUUGCAGAAGCGAUCCGACUCAGCCUGGCGGAAGAAGAAAGCAAGCGUCUACAGGAGCAAGAAGAGGCCGAAUUUGAGGCUUACAGUAAUCAAGAGGCAGCAGAGGGUAGCAACAGUACAGAGCUGACAGAUCUGGAGUUUGCUCUCCAAUUGAGUCUUGCGGAGGAGCAAAGUAGAAUAGAGGCAGAAGCAGAGGCUCGUGAAGAGUUCCCUGCUCUGUCGAUACGGACAGGCAAGGGUAAAGGCAGAGCAUUGUAG
Aureobasidium subglaciale EXF-2481 is the source of this 3279-nucleotide messenger RNA. RefSeq lists its product as uncharacterized. The record is from RefSeq and is a predicted model, not a curated record. Gene Ontology annotation, biological process: proteasome-mediated ubiquitin-dependent protein catabolic process. NCBI's taxonomy places the organism in Eukaryota, Fungi, Ascomycota, Dothideomycetes, Dothideales, Saccotheciaceae. The transcript has a single exon. Gene Ontology annotation, cellular component: proteasome regulatory particle, base subcomplex; nucleus; cytosol. Gene Ontology annotation, molecular function: polyubiquitin modification-dependent protein binding. Bases 1 to 3279 code for a protein of 1092 amino acids.